CAACUAGGAUCUUACGCAGAAGUCACUCUCCAUGACGGCUAGGAGUCCAAAGCAACAAUGAAGUCUCUCCGAUUCAUUACUGCUGAAGCAUUUGUGUCAAAUGCAGAGUUCGUCAGGAAGAGUCUCGGCGGUGUUGCCCAUAAUCUUUUUCCUCUUCUUUUUAAAGCCAGCUAUUUAUUGGAGCAAGGGGAAGUGAUUCAUGACUUGGUAGAGAACUGGCCACUUGUUGACUUUAACAUGGGAAAACUUCUAGGAACUACUGUGGACUACCAGGAAGACCUGAGCUGUAGAACAUGCUCAGUGUGCUUGGAAAGCUGUCUGACAGGGCUGAGAGACUAUGUGCUGAAUCAUCCUUCUCCCUACGUGAAAAGGUUGAAAGUGGUGGACCUGACGGGUAUAAAAGAUGUUGAAGUUCAGUUUUGUGAGUGUAAGAAGACAAUGGGCAGGUGGGCCAGGACACAGUUGCUCUCUAAGCUUUGUUUAGAACUGCUGGUUUACCUGCAACAAACACAGUGCAAUCCAGGUGCCUUUGAAAUCAGUGUUGAUGUGCUAAUUGACUUGUUUGUUACAGAGCGGAACUAUGAGCUAGUAAUGCAGGCUCUGUUGAAGAAAUGCUGUUGUCCACUGAAGAUCUGCUGUGUGUCAUUCAGAUCUGACAACCUGGAUUUGCAGAAAUUCUUCUAUAUCAUAAAGCUCACUGAUCCCUCUUUGUUGCGCAAACUGGAAAUAGUUCACAAUGUUCGCUUGGAAAUGGAACACUUGGAAAUACUCUUCAACAGUAUCCACUUCCCUCUAUUGAUGUCCUUGACCUUGCCAGCACGAACAUUUAAUGUGCAGAGGUUCACAGCUACAGAUGAACGGAUGCUUACUAACAUUGGAGAAAAGAUGGGUGAAAUGACGCAGCUGACCGAGCUGAGUAUGCCAUUUUCUAUACUCACAGGAAGAAUACAGAAACUGCUCAGCCCACUAAAAACUCCACUGAAGAUGCUGGAUGUUUCUAACUGCUCGUUGAACCAUGCUGAUAUGGCCUAUUUAGCCAAUAGCUUCCAUGCUAAUCACUUAGAAGCCCUGGACCUGAGUGGUCACAAGAUACUUGACCUUUACCCAUCAAUAUUCUUUAAACUUCUCAGCCAUUCCUCUUCAGUGCUCAGGAGUCUUACCUUGGAGGACUGUAACAUCCAAGACACUCAUGUCAACAUGCUGAUUUUAGGUUUAAGCCCUUGUCAGAAACUACAGGAGUUUAAGUUUCUUGGAAACCCACUGUCAUCCCAAGCACUUAAACACCUUUUCACAUUUCUCUGUGAGUUGCCAAUGUUGAAAAAUGUGGAGUUCCCAGUUCCAAGGGACUGCUACCCUAUUGGCAUCACCUACCCAAUUGAUGAUGCCAAUCUCUGCAGAUUUGAUCAUCAAAAAUACGAAAGUGUAGCAGAGGAUCUUAACCUCAUUUUACUCCAGGCAAAUAGGGAGGAUGUGAAGGCUUCAACUCCACUCUUUGGCAGUUAUGAUGCAGCUGUUCAGGAAACGAACAAUGAACUGGGAGCUUACUUGAUCAAGUCCUUCAAAGAGACUUUAGAAAGGUUCACUACUUCUCUAAACAAAAUGAGUUAAAGGUGUAACAUAGUGGUGAUGAGAUGCUUUGUCAAAUCAGAAGUUAAUUUAGUCUUCUCUAGAACUGUGCCUUCAUUGAUCAGUCUUGAGUUUUCUUUAAUUUCUUGGCUGAAUUUACUUCUGUUUGAAUAGCCUCUGAUCAUCUGAGGUAUUUUAGCUAUGCUUUAUCUAUUGCAUACACCUUGCAUAAGCACUGCUUGCUCUCAAAAGAGGGGAGGAUUCUUAAUAGCUUAUUAUUUUACACAAAAGCACUUUGUUUCUCAGUAAAACAAUAGGU
Pygoscelis adeliae (Adelie penguin) is the source of this 1885-nucleotide messenger RNA. RefSeq names its product leucine rich repeat containing 14B (gene LRRC14B). Gene Ontology annotation, cellular component: cytoplasm. The coding region runs from base 58 to 1608 and encodes 516 amino acids. NCBI's taxonomy places the organism in Eukaryota, Metazoa, Chordata, Aves, Sphenisciformes, Spheniscidae. The transcript has 2 exons. The record is from RefSeq and is a predicted model, not a curated record.